Diaporthe batatas is the source of this 4552-nucleotide messenger RNA. RefSeq names its product phosphate transporter PHO84. Gene Ontology annotation, biological process: transmembrane transport; phosphate ion transport. The transcript has 9 exons. Gene Ontology annotation, molecular function: phosphate transmembrane transporter activity. The coding region runs from base 2088 to 3824 and encodes 578 amino acids. Lineage: Eukaryota; Fungi; Ascomycota; Sordariomycetes; Diaporthales; Diaporthaceae. Gene Ontology annotation, cellular component: membrane. The record is from RefSeq and is a predicted model, not a curated record.
GUGACACGUUCCGUCAUUCCGGUUGGUCGAGCAGACUCUGCUCUGAACCAUGGGGAUAUAUCAGCGACCCCGGUCUCGACGAUCCAUCCCGCUGCAAUUACGAGACGGCUGCAGUGGAGAAGACGGGGUGGUAUUCUAAGAUUGGAGUCCUGCAGCUGCCUCGUGGUCUCUGCAGCGUCCAUGUCAUGCUCUUGCAUACAGACGUGCGGCUCUGCAAAACAACGAGCCUAAUGUUCUUGGAACACCACGUCAAAACAUGGAGAUCAUGUUGCCAAUGUCUUGGUAGGCUUGGAAAAAUGUCUUGUCGAUGCUUGUCGAUGCUUGUCGAUGCUUGUUUCCAAGACCAAGACGGCAGCUUACCGCUGGGCGCGUGCGACUAAUACCGAUGAAAGCGUGUGGGAGCCAAGAUGCGUCUUGGCAAUUGAUCCUCUGCAGGAUUAAAGACCGGCCUGAACACCCUCCUAAUUUCGUGCCGACUCAAGGCUCGAAAAAUAUCAAAUCGUCGCUUCAGGAGCUGAAAGGCAUGUCGUCGGGACAAAUAGUGGGGGACUUCUGCCGUCCUAUCACCGGGCUGGAAGAACUUCUUGCAUUGACCAAUAGCAGCUGUUGAACGGAGAACGUGGGCCACUUGCACAUGUCAAUUCGUGGGGAGGCUGGGUCAGAACGGGGACCCCUGCCGGUUCGUGCAACGGCGCAUGCCUUCUUCGAGCCUCGCCUCUCCGGAUCUUUCGAAGCUUGACGACGCCCCAACGUCGUUUAGGCUGAGCCAAAGGAGGGUUUUUCGACGCCGCUGUCCUUGGCGCAUAAGGUGAGGGCGUCCUUACUCCUUCAGGUCCCCAUCAUACUGAACGGGGCGUGACGGGGCCCAGGGCCAGACUAUCGUCCAGUAAUUGGGCAUCCGCACGCAUCUGCGUUUGCCUGUUGGGAUUAUCCACGAGAGACACAUGCUCUGAAUGAUUGGCAGCGACCGAUGCCCGGCAUCUCCACCCCCACGGGCUGGCUACUCGAUGGUGGCACUAGAUGGUUGACGAAGGGCGUUUCCGUCACCCUGGCCGAUGAUAAGGUGCCAAUGACAGACGCGGCUUCAGUGCAUCAACAGGCACGGCACGAGGCGGAUCGUCUCUAUGUCUCUCGCUGGGAUAAGGCAGGAUCGAUGUAAUAGCAAGGCUUCGAUACUCUAGUGGACGGAAGGAUCUGGCUGGAACAUCUCGGAUGCUGCUUGAUGUCUACACCCCGCCAAUCACUGGACCCGGAAGGUUCCUCGGCCUGUCAGAGACACCGAGCGCAAAGCGUAUCAAUCUCGGGCUACUGACCCAGGGCACCAGUGAGGGUUGGUCUUUCCAGUCCUUCCCCAUUGCGACAUCCGACCGAAAGCUUCUAGAGCCUGACCCCCAGCCCGUGCUUUUGCCAACAGGCAUCCCUUCCCCUCAGCCCGAGCCUGGGCCGAACUGCAGAGCAUGGAUCUGUAUCAACCUUUUCUCGAACCAGCGAACUUGCCGGAGGUACAUGUGCCUCCAGUUUUGGUUUUCCAGUUGUGCGAACAGACUUCAUUCCGAAAUUCAGCUUCAUUUAUUUGUUCGAGGACAGUGAAUCAUUCAUGAUCAGACGAUCACUUAAAACUCUCCAGCCUCUGAGCAGGCGUUUGCAAAGACACGAGGUCAGCCUUCGAUAUCCGGUCAUGGUAUCGUGACAAGGUGGUGAAUGGGCUGUCUCAUCCUUACCAACAUGUCUGGUAGCCUAGUCAGACUAGACCCGGGGCUACGGGGGCGGUACGUAUUUGACAAGGGAUGGAAUGUUGCUCGUUGCAUGCAGAUACGUACUCAAGUACCUUUCACUAGGGGACCCGCAUGUCUGAAUAUUAAACUGCGAACCUUGUCCACAUCAGCUGCGGUCAGCACGCCGUGCACGCCCUCUCUGUCUUUACCCUUAACCCAUAAGGCUGCCCUCUUUUAUCUUUCCCGGGAGCAUUUCGUAGAUCGACCGUCUCUUCUGCAUCUCAAUUCGGCUCUCGCUCUCCCUCAGCACCACGGGUUUUGUUGCUCAUCGACACCGAAAGAAGAAGAGCUAGACACCGGCCUUCACUUACAAUGGCCGAGUCCACGCAGCCCCGAGCUGUCGACAAGACGUCGGGUGGAAACGCCGCCUACCACAACUUCCACAACGAUUUCCUCCAUGUCCAAGAUCCCAACGAGCGUCGUCGUCUUGCCCUCGCUGAGAUCGACAAGGCUCCUUUCGGUUGGUACCAUGUGAGGGCUAUUCUGGUCGCCGGCGUGGGUUUCUUCACAGACUCCUACGAUAUCUUCGCCGCUUCCCUCCUGACCCUCAUGCUGGGCAUUGUCUACUACCCCGGCGUAGGCAAGAUGCCUGUCAGUUCCGACACGGCCAUCAAGCUUGCUACCAGCGCUGGUACUGUCAUAGGCCAGUUCGGCUUCGGUACUCUCGCUGAUAUUGUCGGCCGCAAGAAGAUGUAUGGUCUGGAGCUUAUGAUCAUCAUCUUCGCGACUGUUGCCCAGGCGCUCACCAGUGGCUCUCCUUCUAUGGAUGUUAUUGGACUCAUCAUCUUCUGGCGAGUGCUCAUGGGAAUCGGCAUCGGUGGUGACUAUCCCUUGUCAUCCAUCAUCACUUCCGAAUUCGCGACCACGAAAUGGAGAGGAGCGAUGAUGGGCGCUGUCUUCGCUAUGCAAGGAAUUGGCCAGCUCGCUGCCGCCUUUGUGAUGCUGUUCGUAACCCUUGGGUUCAAGGACGUUUUGGAGACCUCAUCCAAGCCGGCCAACUGCACUGGUGAUUGUGCCGUCGCCGUGGAUAAGAUGUGGAGAAUCCUCAUCGGAUUCGGCGCUGUCCCCGGCUGCGUCGCUCUCUACUUCCGUCUGACGAUCCCCGAGACUCCCCGAUACACUUUCGACGUCAAGAUGGACGUGGAGAAGGCCGACGAGGACACUAAGCUUUACGUCAGUGGCAAGAGGGGUGAGGCAUCUGUCGACGAGGUCGCCCGCAUGGCUGCCCAGAAGAAUGCCGCGGAGAACAUGAAGGUCGAGAAGGCCAGUUUCAAGGACUUCAUGCGUCACUACGCUGUUCCAAAGAAUGGAAUGCUCCUUGCCGGCUGUGCUCUCUCUUGGUUCUUCCUUGAUGUUGCCUACUACGGUCUUUCUUUGAACAACGCCACGAUUCUCCAGGCCAUUGGCUACUCGACCAAGGGUGCUAAGACCACUUACGAGGUCCUUUACAACACCGCGAUUGGCAACCUGAUCAUCGUCCUGGCCGGGGCCGUGCCCGGAUACUGGGUCACCGUCGCCACCGUCGACACGCUGGGCCGCAAGCCGAUCCAGCUGGGCGGCUUCAUAAUCCUCACGAUCCUGUUCAUCGUCAUGGGCUUCGCCUACGACAAGCUGGGCCAGAACGGCCUGCUGGCGAUCUACGUGCUGGCGCAGUUCUUCUUCAACUUCGGGCCCAACUCGACCACCUUCAUCGUGCCCGGCGAGUGCUUCCCGACCCGGUACCGGUCCACGUCGCACGGCAUCUCGGCCGCGUCGGGCAAGAUCGGCUCCAUCAUCGGCCAGGGCGCCAUCGCCCCGCUGCGCACGCGCGGCGCCACCGCGGACAACGCCAACCCGUGGCUGAACCACGUGCUCGAGAUCUUUGCGCUCUUCAUGCUGUGCGGCGUCUUCUCGACGCUCAUGAUCAAGGAGACCAAGCGCAAGACCCUCGAGGAGCUCGCCGAGGAGGACGACUACGCCGCCACGCGGGGGCUCCCCUCGCAGGCCGGGUCCGGCGAGGGCGUCCUCGAGAAGGACAGGGACGCGCGGACGCCCGAGGAGAGCGUCUAGGCUGGUUGGACACCAGAGCGAUUAUAAACUUGCGUCGAUUUUCCCUUAUGUUGUUGUGGAUACGCACACGCGAACACAUACACCACCCUGCGCACCGGCGGUGGUGCUACAAAAGAAUACCCAGUCUUUGUUAAUAUGGCAUGGUUGCAUACUAGUAGUGGUUAGUUAAUAGAAUGCGAGAACGGCCUCUUUCCUGCUGUACACAAGAAGCUAGCUACUAGUGUGCACAUGCCUGGAACCAUGAAUUACAUCUUUUGCCAUGUCGGGCGAAGUUGCCUCGGCAUGCGUCAACUGUCUUGGGCUUUGCCGCGGACCAUUGCCGCGCGCGCGCGGCGAUCGAUACGCAUCAAAUGCUGAGCCGCGCGCUGCUUGGCCUUAUCAGGCUGGUCUGCCGGCACCUGAAACUGUCAAAAGGGAAAAGCAAACAACCAUGUCCAGCUGGACCUCUGUGCGGUGUGCAGACACACACCCGGGCAUGGAUCGGUGCUAAUUCCUGACACUGACAGGUUCGAAGCCCCCUCCCCCGCCUUCCUCCUCUCUGUCUGUCUGCAUAAAACCUACCGUUACGUGCGCCGUCCGGCGCCCGAUGUUGGAGCCGAGCCGUGAGGUUGUAUCGAUCCGACCUCCCGCUGCGACGGGCCAUUCUAGGCCAGGGCGCCGGUCUCAGAGACCCUCGGACUGGUCUGACAGGUUACAACGACACACGAGUCUUUCUGUCUGGUGACUGU